This is a messenger RNA of Anopheles merus, 893 nucleotides long. RefSeq names its product zinc finger protein 184-like. The transcript has 3 exons. Lineage: Eukaryota; Metazoa; Arthropoda; Insecta; Diptera; Culicidae. The coding region runs from base 62 to 835 and encodes 257 amino acids. The record is from RefSeq and is a predicted model, not a curated record.
UGUUUGUUUUGUUUACAAACUGCAUCGUUCCGAGAAAGGAAAUAAACGUAAUGCAAAAAGGAUGGCGCUCCACGGUAGUCCAUUAAUCAGCCUCAAAAUAGAACUCAUCGAAGGAAGCACACACCUGGACGAUGUUGAUGAGCCGCAAGAGGAAAGUUGGGAAACAAAACCGUCGCCCUUGGUGGACGACUAUCCGGAGGGACCGGCGGCGGACGACGGCUACAUCUACGAGGUACUGGAAACUGAGAGCGAGUCCGAAAAUGCCGCUGAUUGCAGCACAAAACCAAAGCCCCAACGGAAGCGCCGUAGCUUCUGCACGAUAUGUGGCAAGUUUUUGAACAAUCUUGCCGAACAUCGCCGGAUGCAUCUGAACAUUCGCACCCAGCAGUGCCCGUACUGCGAGAAAACGUUCGUCCAUCGUACGAAUCUGAUCACGCACCUGAACAUUCACACGCACGAUCGCACUUACAAGUGCGAGUACUGUGGCAGCGAAUUUACGAGCGUGCAGGGGCUGAAGCAGCACCGGGCGACACACUUCGAGGGCCAGUACGCGUGCACCAUUUGCCACCGGAAGUACAGCCGCAAAUGUUACCUACGCAUCCACCAUGAGCGGGUACACAGGCCGAAGGAGAAGCACUGCUGUCUGAUUUGCGACCGACAGUUUCUCAAUCCCACGCUGAAGGAAAAGCACAUGAAGAUCCACGAGGACGGUACGCUCCACGAAUGCAGCCUGUGUCAUCGAGCGUAUAAUGCAAAGCGAAAUUUGCUAAGACACAUACGAACAGCUCAUCCGGAGCGAGGGCAGAGCGAUAGUAGAAGCACAUCCCUGUCAUGACCACGGUCGUCCAACAAAGUCGUUUUGUAAAUAUAUGUUCUGUACGCUGUCUGACUGA